AUGAAGUACAGUCUUGUAAUCUUUGUUCAAGUAUUGCUAAGCUUGUACGUCUUCCCAGCUCAUGCUCAAGAAUUUUUUUCUGAUUCCGCAAAUGAGAUGAAGAAGCGCUCAAGAGGAAAUGAAGGAAGUAAUCAAUCAGCUUCAAAUAGUGCUAGACCUACUAGAGGUUCAUCUUCAGCAGCCAGUAGUACAUCAAGUGGUACAUCGAGAAGUACAUCAAGUGGUACAUCGAGUAGCACAUCAAGCGGUGCGACGAGUACUUCGGCCAGCUCCACGACCAGUAGUUCAGCGAGCGGUUCAACCAGUAAUGCAGGCGGAUCUACAAGCACUUCAUCCUCAGAUGUACAUCCAAUUCAAUCUACAAAUCAGCGUAGCCAGCUUCGUACAGCCAGAUUUCCAACAUCCAGGGCCCAGGCCGGAAAUGCUGGCAGCCAACGUCGCCGACCGGCUGGUAUUGUGAUUCGAGAACCGUCUACCACUUCACGGCUAAAUACAAGACCACAUCGAUCGCGAGACGAAGAAUAUCGAUUGAGAGUACGUGAAAAGGCUAAUUUUGCGAGGAAAGCGCAUCAUGCACAACAUUUGAGAAGUAGUAGAUUCACUCAUCCAGAUCGAUACACGCAACACAUCUCGAAUAGAAGACGUACGCAAGAUCAAAUUACAGCUCAUAUUCGAGCACGGCAAUCUUCGCAGUCUCAAAGUGCUGCCACUCGUUAUUCAAGUCGAAUUGCUCGUCAUCGCGAGCGGAUUUUGACAGCAGAUACACCUUCUACAUCUACUCAACCGCCUUCAAGACAACGGUCUUCUAGAGCUAGGCUAUUUCACAGCGGGUCACAAGAUCAAGUUGUACCCGAUUUUCAUACGCGACAAAGCACGAAUCAGCUUUCAGGUCGUCGUCGUGGCCGUGAAUUGAUUUCCACGCCAGCUGUAAGAGUUCCAGAUGCAGAACGGUUACAUCCACAAGCAAGUCCCCAUAUGACUCCAUCCAUACCCACAAUCCGCGAACAAAGUCGUAGAGAAUCAAGAACUAGUCGUCUAGCUACUGCCUCCUCACAACAACCAGAAACAAGUUCUUUGCGACGUUCAAGAGAAGAUUUAAUUAUCGUUCAACAUCCGUCACAUCCAGGCAGACCAAUCUUUGGUGUGGCUUAUGAAGCUCCAUUCGAAGAGGACCGUAAAGGCAAAAAGAGAAAGACGGAUUAA
Messenger RNA from Meira miltonrushii, 1203 nucleotides. RefSeq lists its product as uncharacterized. The transcript has a single exon. Lineage: Eukaryota; Fungi; Basidiomycota; Exobasidiomycetes; Exobasidiales; Brachybasidiaceae. The record is from RefSeq and is a predicted model, not a curated record. Bases 1 to 1203 code for a protein of 400 amino acids.